Acaulospora morrowiae is the source of this 1101-nucleotide messenger RNA. The record is from the annotation of a GenBank genome assembly. NCBI's taxonomy places the organism in Eukaryota, Fungi, Glomeromycota, Glomeromycetes, Diversisporales, Acaulosporaceae.
AUGGUAAGAGUCAUUAAAACUGAGCAAAACACAAAAAGUUCAAAUAUAAAUGAAAAUGACAAAUAUCCAGUGUAUCAAACGCAAGUAGAAAAUACUCAGAUAGAUAUUGAUUCUUCAGAAAAACUACAAUCUCCUAUAUGGGAUAAGUAUAAUCUGCAUGAAUUUGGGGAUGAUCACGAUGAGGAGAAAAAUAAUGAUGAGAUUCUGGAAGAUAAAUCAAAAAAGAAACACAUGUCGGCGAAAGAAAGAAGGUUGUUAAAGAAAAAUGUCCAGUCUGGUAAUGGGAGCAACGAUAUUUUGCCCGGACCUUUUGUUGCUAGCUCUUCGGGAACGUCGGUUGUCAUUUCUCAAGAACAAAAAUCUUCCAAUAAAAAGCAAGUAAAGUCAACAUCGACACCUCGAGGUAAAAAGGGAAAAAUGAAAAAGUUAAAAGACAAAUAUGCGGAUCAAGAUGAAGAAGAAAGAUCGUUGCGUAUGGAGUUGUUAGGUUCAAGUAAAGCACCGCAACAGAAAGGUAAAAAAGGCAAGAAGGAAAGUUCGAGUCUAGUUGCACCUAAACAAUCUAAUGAUAGUGGUAAAGACGAAACUAAAAAAAAAGAGAUAAUUCGCGACAAUGCGAAUGAUGAUUCUACACAUAAUCAGGAAGGGCUUGAAAACAACAAUUUAGUCGAUGAUAUCGAAAACGAAGAAGAUGCUGAGGAAGUUCGUCAGCUUUUAAGGGAAGAAAAUAUUAUUGUUUUAGAGGCUGAAGAAUUGGAGAAUUUGACCGUUCUCGAUUUUCUAACAGGGACACCGCUGCCUGAUGAUAUUCUUCUUUUUGCUGUUCCAGUGUGUGCACCUUACAUAUCAUUACAAAAAUAUAAGUAUAAAGUUAAACUAACUCCAGGUGCAAUGAAGAAAGGAAAAGCUUGCAAGAUGGCCACCAACUUCUUUCUACACGACCCUACAAUAACACCGCGCGAAAAAGAAUUAAUAAAGAGUGUUCCUGAUACAGAAAUGAUUUCAGUAAUGAUUGGAAAGUGCAAAGUGUCCGCCCCAAAUAUUGAACUGUCUAAAAAAGUGGCAAGAAAACAAAAGACAUUUGCUAAAAGACAAGAAUAG